AUGGAGGUAGGUGGGCGAAGAGAACCUAACAAAUUCAUACAAAAGCAGGAGGAUAUAUUAUGCCAACCAUGUCAAUGUGACGGUGUGGAUAUUCUAGCUGACGGUUACUGUAAAACCUGUAACGAAUAUUUUUGUUCUUUUUGUCUAAAACUUCAUAAGAGACUGUCAAUCAGUAAGGCACAUGUGAUAAUACACAAAGACAGAAUGCCGAAAGUGCCGUAUAACAGUGAUCCAUGCUUGGAAUUGUGCACUAUCCAUAAAGCUGAAAUAGUGAAAUCUUACUGUCAAAGACAUGAUUCUGUGGGAUGCAAUGACUGCAUGAUUGUUGAUCAUACAUCAUGCAAGAUUCAGCUGGUUACCGAGGUAUCCAGUAACUAUGGCAACAGCAGGGAACUUAACCUAAUCAAGCAGAGGAUUGCAGAUCUUACAGACAACAUUGUUUCUUCUAAACAUGAAAUAACUUGUACUCUGAAACGUGCACAGGAAAUGAAGAAUAAACUUACUGAAGAAAUUAAAACAUUUAGAAAAGAGUUGAAUGAUUACUUUGACAGAAUGGAAGCUAAACUUCUUGACGAAGUUGAACAAAUAACUGCUAGAGAUGUAGCAUUACAAACACAGCUUAAAGAUCAAUGUAAAACCAUGGAAAAAGAAAUUGAAGAAUUUCAAAGUAAACUUGAUCAACAUUCAGCAAAGUCGAAUCAGUUAUUUGUUACUACCAAACUGGCACAGAAAAGGCUGCAUACCUACCAGAAGGCCAUUGAAAAUAUAGCCUUUAAGCCUUCAAUAAAUGUCUACAAGUUUAAACCCUCCACAGACCUGACUGCACUGAAAGAGAACCAGACUCCCAUCGGAAUCCUCAGUUCACAAAACCCGGAAAAAACUGAACAAAGCUCAGACUAUGUCAGUGAUAUGACAACACAAUUUGUACGAAAGUUCAGUGUCCGAACUGAGACUGAGAACGACUGUUGGAUAACAGGAAUGGCGAUGAUUUCAAAUGAUGAAAUUCUGCUUGCCGACUGUCUCAAUAGAUCUCUGAAGAUCUUAAAUGUCACCGAAACCUCCAUAACUUCAAUGAUUAUGCCUCCUGGAAAGCCGUUAGAUGUGACAACAAUAAAUUCAGAAACUGCUGCAGCUACUCUAACAGAUACAGGAAAGAUCUUGUUUGUGGACACAAAAAAUGGCUUAUCUACAAAUAACAUUCUAACAGUUCGAAAAAACUGCAAAGGAAUUGAUUAUCAUGAUGGUCAUCUUGUAGUGUCCUUCUGCGGUUCCCCUCCGGCAGUCCAGAUACUGAAUAUGAAUGGUCAUAUUCUACACGAAAUUAGUGACACACAUAUAUUUCAGCAUCCUUGUAACGUAGCCUUCAGUAAAGAUAAGAAGACUGUUUUUGUCUCGGAUUUUAAGAAAAAUACAGUAAAUGAGUUAGAAAUUGAUGGAAAUCUAAAUGUUCUGGUGAAGCAUGAAAAUCUGAAUCGACCAAGUGGACUGGCCAUGACCAAAAGUGGCAGCGUGGUUGUUUGUUGUGUGGGCGACAGUGAUCGGGUCAGCAUGAUAGACACCAGUACAACAGAGGUGCUGCCGCUCUACACGCAGCAUGUAGAGAAACCAGAGUCAAUUCUGGUCCGUGAAGAUCUUAACUGCAUGUAUAUCUGUGAAAAUAGGGGAACUGUUGACAGUAACUACAUCAAAAUGUAUUAUCUGACACAGUAG
Mercenaria mercenaria is the source of this 1710-nucleotide messenger RNA. Its product is annotated as protein wech-like. The transcript has a single exon. The record is from RefSeq and is a predicted model, not a curated record. Gene Ontology annotation, molecular function: protein binding. Bases 1 to 1710 code for a protein of 569 amino acids. Lineage: Eukaryota; Metazoa; Mollusca; Bivalvia; Venerida; Veneridae.